Messenger RNA from Bombina bombina (fire-bellied toad), 572 nucleotides. It is a transcript of the gene SSNA1, whose product is annotated as SS nuclear autoantigen 1. The transcript is spliced from 3 exons. Bases 78 to 434 code for a protein of 118 amino acids. Lineage: Eukaryota; Metazoa; Chordata; Amphibia; Anura; Bombinatoridae. The record is from RefSeq and is a predicted model, not a curated record. Gene Ontology annotation, cellular component: ciliary basal body; centrosome.
CUGUGCUUGUUUCGGUCUGGCGGUAACUCUAGGUGGUUGCCUAAAGAGAGAGCUGAGGGAGGAAGUACUGGGCAGCAAUGACCCAGCAAGGGGCUGCUUUACAGACGUACAACAACGAGCUUGUGAAGUGCAUAGAAGAUCUGUGCAGUAAAAGGGAUGAGCUAAACAGACAGAUUCAACAAGAGGAUGAAGAGAAGAAUAAACUGCAGAAUGAUAUCAGGAUCCUGACAGAGAAGCUCUGCAGGGUAAAUGAGAACCUGGCAAGGAAGAUGGCAUCCCGAGACGAGUUUGACAAAACAAUAGCAGAAACGGAAGCGGCUUACAUGAAGAUCUUGGAGAGCUCCCAGACUCUACUGAAUGUUCUUAAAAAAGAAACCGGAAACCUGGGCAAAAGCACAGACUUUAGAGGAACCUUUCCUAACCCCCAACACUGAGCAAACCACAAUUCUACAUACUAAAAGCCUACUUGUUUUGUACAGAAAAGGGGGCAGGUUAUGCUAUAUUCAUUUUAAUUUUUUACUACAUAAUGUCUAAUAGAAGUGCAAUAUAAUAAAAUGUUAUUUCUAAAAUGA